Molecule: messenger RNA, 1125 nt
Organism: Cynara cardunculus var. scolymus (artichoke)
Lineage: Eukaryota; Viridiplantae; Streptophyta; Magnoliopsida; Asterales; Asteraceae
Product: acetylserotonin O-methyltransferase-like
Exons: 2
Coding region: 1-1062 (353 amino acids)
Biological process (GO): methylation
Molecular function (GO): S-adenosylmethionine-dependent methyltransferase activity; protein dimerization activity; O-methyltransferase activity
Source: RefSeq, a predicted model, not a curated record
AUGGCUGCAAAUCUUAUAAAUGAGCAGCUUCAGUCCAAAGAAGACGAAGAAGCAGUCCCUGAAGAAAUAUGGAAGUAUGUUUUUGGUUUCACUCCCAUGGCUGUCGUCAAGUGUGCCAUCGAGCUUGGGAUACCCGAUAUCCUCGAGAACCAUGAAAUGCCAGUGACGCUUGCUGAGUUGGCGUCCGAGCUUCGAUGUUCACCGUCUUCGUUGCAUCGGAUAAUGAGGUUCUUGAUCCAGUACAAGAUAUUUCAAGAAAAGGCAGUAUCGGAAACAUCUGUCGGGUAUGCUCAGACCCCAUUGUCGCGUCUUCUAACGAAGCAUGGACAGCGUAGCAUGGCGGACUUCGUGCUGUUAGAGAGCAGUCCGGUCAUGCUAGCUCCAUGGCACAAGCUAAGUGCUAGGGUUUUGGGCAAUGAAGAAUCAGCGUUUGGGGCAGCGCAUGGCGGCGACGUGUGGGGAUUCGCAGCCGGAAAUCCUGGUCAUAGUAAGCUCAUUGAUAAUGCAAUGGCAUGUGAUGCUCGGCUGGCGGUGAAGGCGGUGACGAAUGGUUGUCCAGAGGUGUUCGAGGGGGUGACGACGGUGGUAGAUGUUGGUGGUGGUGAUGGGACUGCUCUACGUUUGAUCGUGGAAGCUUGUCCUUGGAUCAAAGGGAUCAAUUUCGAUCUCCCUCAUGUGGUGUCAGUGGCUCCUACGUCUACCGGGGUCGAACACGUCGGAGGGAAUAUGUUUGAUCAUGUUCCAAAAGCCGAUGCCGCUUAUUUAAUGAAAGUGCUGCACGAUUGGGGAGAUGAAGAAUGCAUUGAGAUACUAAGAAAAUGCCGAGAGGCUAUUCCUCACGAUACAGGAAAGGUGAUUAUUGUAGAGGCGAUUGUAGGACAGGAAAAUCACGAGUUUAAAGAUGUGGUAUUGAUGCUUGACAUGGUCAUGAUGGCUCAUACGACUAAAGGGAAAGAACGGACGUUGAAAGAAUGGUCUUACGUGUUGCAUGAGGCUGGAUUCAAUCGUUACACUACGAAACAUAUUAAGUCCUAUCAUUCCGUCAUCGAAGUUUACCCAUAAUCCAUCUUCGAGUCUUUUUAUUUCGUUCUUCUAAUAAUCAAAUGAUUUCAAAUUUCAACAUAG